AUGGCAUCUGUAGCUCUAUGGCUCACGGCUUUUGCCGCAGUAACAGCGGCUUCUCCUCUGUCAGCGAGAGACAAGUCCACCAUCUUCAACGCAGAAGUUGACCUUCAGCGUGUCUCUCCUGCAGUCAAAUCGCUCUUCCUCCCUGGCUCUUCUGGCAUUGCUUCACCGAAAAACUCGACUUCGAGAUGCAAGGUUUACCCCGGAGACCCUGAGUGGCCCUCUGACGAGGCCUGGUCUGAAUUGAACAAGCUCACUGGCGGCCACGUUCUCAGUGCACCUACUCCCCGAGCUGCAGUAUGCUAUCCUGGCGACGAUUACAACGCCACACAAUGCUCGGAAUAUACUGUUGCAGAAUGGCAGAAGUCGUACCUCCACAUGGUUGAUCCCAUCGAAAUGAUGUCGCCAGUAGCCCAAGGCAUGACCUGUACUCCUCCAGUCCUUUUCGAUUCUCACGGCUGCACUCGUGGGGGCUUCCCCAUGUACGUCGUCAACGCGACCGAACCGAAGCAUGUUCAGCUUGCUGUGAACUUUGCGAGGAACACGGGUGUUCGUCUCAUCGUCAAGAAUACUGGCCAUGACUUCCUCGGAAAGAGUGGCGGCAAAGACGCCCUCAGCAUCUGGACACACAACAUGAAGAAUAUCGAAUACAUUGAGGAGUAUGUUGAUGCGAAGCUCAACUACUCUGGCCCUGCUUUCAAGAGCGGUUCGGGUGUCCAGGCCUUUGAGAUCUACAAGGCUGCUUCCGAGAAGGGCAGGGUCGUGGUGGGUGGAGAAGGCGAGACAGUCGGAGUAAUGGGAGGCUACAUCCAAGGAGGAGGACACUCGCCUCUAACUCCACUCUAUGGCACCGCCGCUGACAGUGUUCUCUCCAUGGAGGUCGUCAGGGCUGAUGGCGAGUUUGUCGUGGCCAACUCUACAUCCAACACUGACCUCUUCUGGGCCCUCCGCGGUGGAGGUGGCAGCACAUUUGGUGUCGUCACCUCUGUCACCGUGAAAGCGCAUCCCGACCUUGAAGUCACAGCAUCGCGCUUUGGCUUCAACUCCAAAGACACUGGCACAGAGAAAUUCUGGGCAGCCAUCCGCGCCUACGUUGACUCCUGGAUCGCCAAUGCCGAUGCAAGCACCUACACUUAUUGGACCUUGAUCCCCUCCAACGGCACCUUUUCAUUUGCCUUCUCUCCCUUUUUCGCUCCCGGCAAGUCCAAGGCCGAAGCCACUGCUCUCCUCCAGCCGUGGUUCAACAAGCUCGACGACCUCGACAUCAAGUACGACCCCAACAUUACGCACUUUGACAAUUUCUACUCCGCCUGGCGUUCUUCCUUUCCCCUCGAGGCGGUUCAGAAGCCCAACGUCGCAACCGCAUCGCGCCUCUUCCCCCGCGCCAACUUCGAAACAGCGGAAAAGCGGCAACAAGUCUACGAACACAUCCGCCGCUCGAGCGAGAACAACCGUGUGCAAGUCCACUUCAACAUGCAAGCCAAGGACCCAUACAACACGGACAGCGCCGUUAAUUCGCAUUGGCGCCCUCUAGUCUCAUUCAGUAUGCAGUCUGUGCGCUGGCCUCUGAACAGUACUGCCGAGGAGAUUUUGAAAAUCAGAAAGGACUUUCAGGCGGGCGACAUGCAGACUUGGAGGGACAUUAGCCCUGGCGCGGGAUCCUACCUUGCGGAAGCUGACCGCCUCGAGCCCAACUUUGGUGAUGCCUUCUUCGGUGACAAGUACCCUCGUCUGCUGGAACUGAAGAAGAAGCUCGAUCCCCAGGAUGUCUUUUUUGCUACCACUGGCGUGGGCAGCGAGAGAUGGAGGGUUGAGAGCGUCGAUGGACUGCCAAAUGAGAACGGCAAGUUGUGUCCCGGCGGCCUCACGCACGUGUUGGUUCUGCACCUCGGCAACUCAGCCAGCCACCCGCCCCGCCUCUCGAAACACACAGAUACCCACACAUGA
Messenger RNA from Exserohilum turcica Et28A, 1944 nucleotides. RefSeq lists its product as uncharacterized. Gene Ontology annotation, molecular function: oxidoreductase activity; FAD binding. Bases 1 to 1944 code for a protein of 647 amino acids. NCBI's taxonomy places the organism in Eukaryota, Fungi, Ascomycota, Dothideomycetes, Pleosporales, Pleosporaceae. The record is from RefSeq and is a predicted model, not a curated record. The transcript is spliced from 2 exons.